AACAACGAUUGCCCCAACCCCCUCAAUAAGCAUAUUGCAUUGCAUAAUAUUCUCUUCUUUAUCUUGUAAUAAGGCAAAACAUGCACCUCAAUGUCUCUAUAAAGAAACAUGAACAAAAUCAUGCAUCCUUCAUCACUAGCUACUAAUCAAAACUUGCCAACUAAGUGAGGAAGACGAGAGAAAAAGUCAUUAAGAAAAACCCAAAAAAAGUCCAAACUAAAUUAUGGGUUCUGCAGCACAGCCAAAGCUUCCUGUCCUAGACUUCACCCUGGAAAAUCUGAAGCCUGGUACAAGUUGUUGGGCGAAAGCCUGUGGUGAAGUUAGGCAGGCACUUGAAGAAUACGGAUGUUUUAUAGUAGAGUACAACAACAUACUAUCUCCAAAACUUCGUGACGGGGUCUUCAAUUCAUUGAAGGAGUUAUUUGAUCUCCCUACUGAAACGAAAAUGCAAAACAAAUACCAGAAGCCCUUGAAUGGUUAUGUCGGACAGAUUGCCAAACUCCCUCUACAUGAAAGCAUGGGAAUUGACAACGCAACUUGUCUAGAGGCAACUCAGGAUUUCACUACUCUAAUGUGGCCUGACGGGAAUGAUAACUUCUGUGAAUGUGUUUAUGAGUAUGCAAAGCUGACAGCAGAGAUAGAUCAGAUGGUGACGAGAAUGAUAUUUGAAAGCUAUGGCGCAGAGAAGUACCACGACUCUUAUGUAGAGUCCACAAAUUACCUUCUUAGACUCUUGAAAAAUAGGUUACCAAAAGGAGACGAACCUAAUUUAGGGUUUAUCACUCAUACCGACAAGAGCUUCACAACCAUACUUCAUCAAAAUCAUAUUAAUGGUCUGGAAGUGGAUACUAAAGAUGGUCAGAAGAUUAAUAUCGAGUUUUCGCCUUCAUCCUUCGUAGUCAUAGCCGGGGAUGCCUUAAUGGUAUGGAGCAACGACAGAAUCAUAUCACCGAGCCAUAGAGUGAUCAUUAAUGGGAAAGAAGAUAGAUACUCAAUGGGGCUAUUUGCUUUCAACAGUGGAAUAAUAAGAGUGCCUGAAGAACUUAUAGAUAAGGAUCAUCCAUUGAUGUACAAGCCAUUAGAUCAUAUUGGAUUGCUCUAUUUCUAUCGUACGGAUGAGGGUUACAAAUCCAAGUGCCCUGUUAAGGCCUUCUGUGGUGUCUGAGAGAAAGAUGUGUAUUUCUUUUUUUUGUACUUUGAAAUAAAUGGUUUGCUAAUUAAUGUGAAACUCUUGAACUGUUUGCUUUUA
Molecule: messenger RNA, 1249 nt
Organism: Ricinus communis (castor bean)
Lineage: Eukaryota; Viridiplantae; Streptophyta; Magnoliopsida; Malpighiales; Euphorbiaceae
Product: probable 2-oxoglutarate-dependent dioxygenase AOP1
Exons: 3
Coding region: 224-1165 (313 amino acids)
Molecular function (GO): dioxygenase activity
Source: RefSeq, a predicted model, not a curated record